AUGCGAACACAGCAGAUCAUUCUCCUCAGCGGCGUCGCGGUCGCGUCUGUCCUCGCCGCCGACCAAGCCGCUGCUCCUACUCUCUUCGAGCGCAGCCCAGCUCCGAAUGCCGUCGACGAGCGCGACCUCCAGGAGUGCUCUUCUGUGGCCAUCAACCUGCUCCCCAGUCUUGUCAACGUCCCCACCGCCGAUUCCUCCCUCCUCAACUUCAUCGCCGGACAGACCCAAUUCGCGACCGCCACGGACCCCUGCGUGUUUCCGGCAGUCACUGGUUCCAUGGCCGAUGAGUACUCCUCGUGGGUCUCCGAACUUGUGACCUGGUACUCUUCGCACACGGCAGACAUUUCGAGCCUCCUUGAGGCUUGCACCGACGUCCCCGAGGUCAAAAGCCAGCUCGACUCCAAUAUUCCCGACCAGGUCACUCUUUGCGACAAACUGACGUGGGCAAGUGAGACGGGCAGUGCCUCCAGCGACAGUAACUCGAGUGAUGCUUCGGGCGACAGCGCGACUGGAACCAACUCUGGCAAUGCUGCACCGCAGCAGACUGGCAUGGCCAUUGCUGCCGCUGCCAUGGCUGGUCUCGUUGUUGUUGGCAUCAACUGA
This is a messenger RNA of Ilyonectria robusta, 603 nucleotides long. RefSeq lists its product as uncharacterized. Lineage: Eukaryota; Fungi; Ascomycota; Sordariomycetes; Hypocreales; Nectriaceae. The coding region runs from base 1 to 603 and encodes 200 amino acids. The record is from RefSeq and is a predicted model, not a curated record. The transcript has a single exon.